Messenger RNA from Pipistrellus nathusii (Nathusius's pipistrelle), 2352 nucleotides. The record is from the annotation of a GenBank genome assembly. NCBI's taxonomy places the organism in Eukaryota, Metazoa, Chordata, Mammalia, Chiroptera, Vespertilionidae.
AUGGAGGAGGGCAGGCCCCGGAGCAGCCUCAGCCUGGCCAGCAGCGCCUCCACCAUCUCCUCGCUCAGCAGCCUGGGCGCCAAGAAGCCCCCCCGGGCGGUGAGCAAGGUGCACGCCUUCGGGAAGAGAGGCAAUGCGCUCAGAAGGGACCCCAACCUCCCGGUGCACAUCAGAGGCUGGCUGCAUAAGCAGGACAGCUCGGGGCUCCGGCUCUGGAAGCGCCGCUGGUUCGUUCUCUCUGGCCACUGCCUCUUCUACUACAAGGACAGCCGCGAGGAGAGUGUCCUGGGCAGCGUUCUGCUCCCCAGCUAUAGUGUCCGGCCAGACGGGCCAGGAGCCCCCCGCGGGCGGCGCUUCACCUUCACCGCCGAGCACCCGGGCAUGCGGACCUACGUGCUGGCGGCGGACACGCUGGAGGACCUGCGGGGCUGGGUGCGUGCGCUGGGCAGGGCGUCCCGCGCGGAGGGAGAAGAUGGUGGGCGGCCCAGGUCCCCCGCACGUCCCCAGCCUGGGGAGGGCCCGGGCGGCCCCGGUGGUCCUCCGGAGGUGAACCAGGGGGACGAGGGGCCCAGCUUAGAAUCGCCGCAAGUGGCUCGGCUGUCCAGAGAGCGUGGCCGCCCCGGGCCGCUCCCUCCCGCUUCCACAGCCGACCUCCAGUCUGGAUCCGGGAUUCGGAGGACCAGGAGCCCCGACCUGUUCACGCCCCUCUCUCGCCCGCCCUCCCCGCUGAGCCUCCCGCGGCCCCGGUCUGCGCCCGCACGCAGGCUCCCGCCCUCCUCCUCCUCCUCCGGGGACCCCGCGCUCCCCGCCAGGCCCCACACCCCGCUGAGCCGCAUCGACGUGCGCCCCCCCUCGGAAUGGGGCCCCCAGCGCCAGGCCCUGGCCCGGCCCCCCACUCCCCGCCGAGCACCCUCCUCCGAGGCCGGGGGAGGGAGGCCGCCCAGGAGCCCCCAGCACUGGCCCCCGGAGGCCAGGACCCAGGCCCCUUCUGGCUCCUCCACUUACAUCCAGCUUCCCCCAAGAUCUCCUGGGACCCGGGCUUCCCUGGUUUUACUGCCGGGCCCUCCCCUGGACUCCUCCUUCCACCAGAGCUUGGAGACAGAUACUCUGUUGACCAAGCUGUGUGGGCAGGACCGGCUGCUGAAGAGGCUGCAGGAAGAGAUAGACCAGAGGCAGGAGGAGAAGGAGCAGCUGGAAGCAGCCCUAGAGUUGACCAGGCAGCAGCUGGGCCAGGCAGCCAGGGAGGCUGCGGCUCCACCGAGGGCCUGGGGGCGCCAGCGCCUCCUGCAGGACCGGCUGGUCAGUGUGAGGGCCACUCUUUGUCACUUGACUCAGGAGCGUGAGCGGGUUUGGGACGCCUACAGCGGCCUGGAGCAGGAGCUGGGCACCGUGAGAGAGACCCUGGAGUGCCUGCUGCACCUCGGGUCCCCGCAGGACAGAACGUCUGCUCAGCAACAGCUGUGGAUGAUGGAAGACACCCUGGCAGGUCUGGGGGGCCCCCAGAAACCGCCCCAAAGCACGGAGCCUGACUCCCCAUCUCCUGCUCUCCAAGGCGAGGAGUCUUCAGAGAGAGAGAGUCUGCCUGAGUCCCUGGAACUGAGCUCACCCCGGUCCCCAGAGGCCGACUGGGGGCGGCCCCCUGGGGGGGACCGAGGCCUUGCCAGCCCUCGCUCAGGUGUGGGAUCUCCCAGGACCCCCCAGGCUUCGAGCCCCGAGGGUCGCUGCCCUCCCUCCCCGCAGCCAGGCACCAAGGCCCCCCAGGCCCGGCCCCGGAUGAGCGCCCAGGAGCAGCUGGAGCGGAUCCGCAGGAACCAGGAGAGCGGCCGGCCUCUGCCCCGCCCCGCGGCCCCGCGGCUCCUCACCCUGGGGCGGGCCCUGUCCCCCGCCCGCGGCCAGCCAGACCUGGAGCGAAGGCCCGGCCUGGCACACGCAGGAGCCCAGAAAUGGCUCAGGAGCUCCGGGUCCUGGAGCAGUUCGAGGAACACCGCCCCUUACAUUCCCAUGUCCGAAGGCCAUCGGGAGCGAGUCCUCAGCCUCUCCCAAGCUCUGGCCGCGGAGGCCUCGCAGUGGCACCGAAUGAUGACAGGCGGGAAUUUGGACUCGGGAGGGGAACCUCCUCCCCCGGUGCCGCCGCCGCCGUCCAACCCCAAGCCCGCGCUGGCCUCGCCCCCUCGCUCUCCUCGGGCGGCCGGUUCCCGCUCCCCGGGGCUCGCCCGCGGGGGCAGCGGGCGCGGCGCCGGCCCCGCCUCCUGGGCGGUGCCCACCUGGGACCCGGGGGCGGCGCCGCCCGCCCUGGCGCCGGACGAGGGGGCGUGGCCUCUUCGCGUCACUCUGCUGCAGUCCAGCUUCUGA